CCCACGGGACGCCUCGCCUCGCCGCCCCGUCCAGAAGUGGCUCCACCCAGAAACACUGUGUUGAUGCCGUCCGUUCCCCUCUCCGACUGAUAAAACAAAUUCAAAAGUUUUUUUGUUUUUUGUUGUUCCGAAAGGCGCUUCUAACAUGGCUUACACCACAGCAGGUGGGACUAAGAAGAAGGUCUGCUACUACUACGACGGUGACAUAGGAAAUUAUUACUAUGGACAAGGCCAUCCCAUGAAGCCACAUCGCAUCCGGAUGACUCACAACCUUCUUCUAAACUAUGGACUGUACAGAAAAAUGGAGGUCUAUCGACCACACAAAGCCACUGCGGAUGAGAUGACAAAGUACCACAGUGACGACUACAUAAAGUUCCUCAGAUCCAUACGGCCAGACAAUAUGUCUGAGUUCAGCAAGCAGAUGCAGCGAUUCAACGUCGGGGAGGACUGCCCUGUGUUUGAUGGCUUGUUUGAGUUCUGCCAGCUAUCUGCAGGGGGGUCUGCUGCUGGUUCAGUGAAAUUGAACCGACAGCAGACGGACAUUGCAGUGAACUGGGCGGGAGGACUCCACCAUGCAAAGAAGUCUGAAGCUUCAGGCUUCUGUUAUGUGAAUGAUAUUGUCUUGGCUAUCUUGGAGCUACUCAAGUACCACCAGAGGGUGAUUUAUAUUGAUAUAGACAUUCACCAUGGAGAUGGAGUAGAGGAGGCUUUUUAUACCACAGACAGAGUCAUGACGGUGUCCUUUCAUAAAUAUGGGGAAUACUUCCCUGGAACAGGAGACCUCAGGGACAUUGGAGCUGGAAAAGGAAAAUAUUAUGCUGUCAACUUCCCACUGCGGGAUGGCAUUGAUGAUGAGUCCUACGAGAAAAUCUUCAAACCUGUGAUGGCCAAGGUGAUGGAGAUGUACCAGCCCAGCGCCGUGGUGCUUCAAUGUGGUGCAGACUCUCUCUCCGGGGACCGCCUCGGCUGCUUUAACCUCACCAUUCGAGGUCACGGCAAGUGUGUCGAGUACAUAAAGUCAUUUAACCUUCCGCUGCUGAUGCUUGGUGGAGGAGGAUACACCAUCCGUAACGUGGCUCGCUGCUGGACUUAUGAGACAGCCGUGGCUCUGGAUUCAGACAUCCCUGAUGAACUGCCAUACAAUGACUACUUUGAGUACUUUGGACCUGACUUCAAGCUACACAUUAGCCCCUCCAACAUGACAAACCAGAACACACAGGAGUACAUGGACAAGAUCAAGCAGCGGCUGUUUGAGAACCUUCGAAUGCUACCUCAUGCUCCAGGGGUUCAAAUGCAGCCCAUUCCAGAGGACGCUGUCCCAGACGAGACAGUGGACGAAGAUACUGAAGACCCUGACAAACGAUUGUCCAUUCGUGCUACAGAUAAGAGGAUAGCCUGUGAUGAAGAGUUUUCUGACUCUGAGGAUGAAGGGCAGGGGAGCAGGAGGAACACAGCCAAUCACAAGAAAGGAACCAAAAGGCCAAAAGUUGACGAGGACAAGAAGGAGAGCGAGGAGAACAAAGCAGAUGUUAAAGAAGAGGACAAGACAAAAAACAGCGGCUCAGAAAAUGCUGAAUGCAAAGGUACUGUGAAGACCGAGCAGACCAGCAGUGCCUGAAGUCUUCAUGUUAACCAUGUUUAACCCCACCGGUGAUGUCCAUUGUCAAGGAUCCGUCUCUUUGCUGAGAUAUUGUCUGAAACACUCUAUUUAUUGUGAUUCUCAAGUUUUCUAACUUGUCUCUUGUAGGCCACCAGCAUUCACCUUUUAUUUUUGUCAGGCAUGUUUUGAUGUGUUUUCAGAUGGUAACAUGAGUCAGUUUCUUUCAGGAGACUAAGGGUGAACUCUUAGACGAACUUAUCCAGCUUCGAUUGAUAUUUUCAUAUUUUAAACUUGUCAAUAAAACUUUUUAUACUGUU
This is a messenger RNA of Girardinichthys multiradiatus, 1917 nucleotides long. Its product is annotated as histone deacetylase 2. The coding region runs from base 146 to 1618 and encodes 490 amino acids. The record is from RefSeq and is a predicted model, not a curated record. Lineage: Eukaryota; Metazoa; Chordata; Actinopteri; Cyprinodontiformes; Goodeidae. Gene Ontology annotation, molecular function: histone deacetylase activity. The transcript has 14 exons.